GAACGAUUUGACAAUGGUUAGUUAAAUUGAUCUUUACAUGCGACCAAAUGUAAUGACAAUGUGGAUGAUCAUGAUGAUCGUGGUAAUAGUUCUCAUUGGUUUUGCGGCUUCCAUGUUGUCGCCUUGGUUGGUGAGAACGCCCCAAUGGUUACUAUUCCACCAACUCUUGAUAUCGUCAGACAUGAUCUCGUCGGUUUCCGUCAGCAUUUUUUGGACUUGUCUUGUCAUGGGAGUCUGGACAUCCGAGGGUUUUCAAAGUGAAAAUGCUUCAAGUUCGUCAACAAUGAACAAUCGACAAGGACGGCUCUUCAGCCUGUUCAACAUUGUGACGUUUAAACAAGGUGAAUGCACCGUGGUAUCUGAUACCACCAUGAGCGGUACUUGCAUGACUUCCACAGAAUGCGUCUCAAAUGGUGGUGCCGCUGAUGGGAAUUGUGCCUCUGGUUUCGGAGUAUGUUGUUCCUUUGUGGUGAGAGGUUGUGGAGGAACCGUCGCCCACAACUGCACCUAUAUUCAGAAUACUAACUUUCCAGCCACAGGCACGGGAGGAGAGACCUGCAAAUUUGGAUUCAAUAGAAUAUGUGAUAAUUUGUGUCAAAUUAGGUUGGACUUUGUUAAUCUGGUGAUGGCUCAACCCCCCACAAUCGGGCCAAUGGUUGAAGGGGAUUGUGCAACCAGCGGCGAUUUCCUAGCGGUAAAUAGCCCCACCGGAAAAUCGCCGCCAGUAACAUGUGGCACACUCACAGGCCAGCAUAUGUUUCUUGAGACUGGAUCGACUGGAGGGGCAGGUAGCAUUGACAUUACUUAUGGAUCUGCCACCUCUACGAGAACAUUCAAAGUCAAAGUGACCUUUUAUCAGUGCGACUCUUUGAACAAAGCCCCGGCUGAUUGUGUCCAAUAUUUCACGGGUGUGAGCGGCACUUUCCAAAGUUACAACUAUCAAGGAGGCCAGCUCAUCGAUAACCAACGAUAUGCAACAUGCUUUAGACAAGAAGAAGGAUAUUGCACCAUCCAAUACAGAGAAGACACCACAACGACUACUCCAGCUUUCGAUUUCUUCAUCACCGCCUCAACUGUCCCAACUGCAAUCCGAGAAGCAAAGGUACUGAUUAGGGUGCGCUAACCGCAUCUUUUCUUUAUGAAAGACUUGUAACGAAAAUUAGAAUCGUCAUCUGGUACUACUGCUGAGCGAAACAAAACAUCCUGUAGGAAAGAAUAUGGCUUGUUUAAGAUGGCUUAUUCAUGGUGAAAAUGCUCAAAGUUUCCAAAAGGAAGCCAAAGCAGUACAUAAGUUUUUACAGAUUUUGUGAAUAAUUGUUGUAAGAUCUAAAAUGUUGACAAAAAACACCGGUCGAGAGCAAACCUGGCCAUUUCUGACAUCUUCGUUGCUUUUCUCGCGUAAAAAGCUGAUUUAUUAAACCAAAAAAACGAUUUGAAACCAUGAGCCUUCAUUCAGAAAUCAAAAUCUGACUACCAAAACAUCAUUUUGAUGGGGACUGAGCACACAAGCAGCCCAGCUACUGAGUGGAAUUCUCAAGAACAGAAGAGCGGCGGAACUCAAAAACUUGAAAGUCAGGGGAAAACAAAAUUCCCAUUAGGUUGACUC
Molecule: messenger RNA, 1606 nt
Organism: Tigriopus californicus
Lineage: Eukaryota; Metazoa; Arthropoda; Copepoda; Harpacticoida; Harpacticidae
Exons: 10
Coding region: 38-1123 (361 amino acids)
Source: RefSeq, a predicted model, not a curated record